Messenger RNA from Protomyces lactucae-debilis, 1874 nucleotides. RefSeq lists its product as uncharacterized. Bases 279 to 1790 code for a protein of 503 amino acids. The record is from RefSeq and is a predicted model, not a curated record. The transcript has a single exon. Lineage: Eukaryota; Fungi; Ascomycota; Taphrinomycetes; Taphrinales; Protomycetaceae.
CACACACGACCUGCCAGGCGGCCGUCCUUCUCUUCCUCGGACACGCUCGGGCAGGCAAAGCUCAGCAAGAGCGCAUCGACCGUUCUUCCUGGCGCGAAAGACAAAAGACUGACUGAACCGAGGAUCACAACGGAAUAGACUUCUGCAGCAACGCAAAUCACACAGGCGUCGUGAAAAGAAGUACUGUUCGACUUGCCAAUUGAGCCAUCCGUCGCGCUGCUCUAGACUGCAAAGCGACGCUACCGAGCCUGAAAACCACUUGUUCGAGCGACGAGAACAUGCCGAGUACAAUGCGCAUGAAACGCAGCUCAGAGGACCCCGUUAUGCCGCCAGCAGGUCUAGCAGAACCAAUGCCCGUAGGCUCAACGGCGCUUCUCGCAGAGUUCCUCGCAACAACAGGGCCCGAAGACAUCUAUCGCAGCAAUUCACAGACAGCGGCGCAGCCAAUUAUCAAGCCAAAGAAGAGUAUCGUCAACCUCAAUUUCCUGCGCAAGCGGCCGACUGAUGCGGAAAGAACGCUGCCAGAUGCGAUUGACAAGCGCGUCACGUCGACGGGUAAACCCUUCUUUGCUAUACGUACUGCACAUCCGACAGAGACGGUCGACAGAGCAGUUCAGGCCGAUGCUGGACGAGAAGCAAUGCCCAGGCGACCACAAAGGCCGGACGGCAUAUUGCUCUCGGAAUACGAUCAGGGGGUCAUGACGGACCAACAGGAUACACGAGGUACCGAUACGUUUCAAGUUAUUGAGUACGACUUUGGCAAGCGUUCUGCACCGCAGACAGCAUCCACUUUUGCAUCUGGUCAUUCCCAGCACACAAAAGAGCGUGCUGAAAGGCAUUCACCAGAACUACGGUCAACAUCACGCAAUGCUUCAAUCUCGUCAUUACAAGAUGGACCUCCCCUUCGUCAUCCUGGGAUCCGGGGUGCGAGUGUCACAACGACCAUCACAGCAGGAUCGCGUUCUAUCAGGACUCAUAAAAGUGGCGCAAGCACUUCAUCCUUGUCUGUUCACUCCCAAGCAGAAAGACCCCUCUCACUCGACGACUCACUCGAAAUGCUAGCAUCCAUGAGUGAUCAUGCUAAUUCCGAGAGAGGAGACUUUCAUUCACCCGCACUUAGCGGUGUCAGCCCCAUGUCUGGCUCACCUGUCGAGUUGAUGCAGCCCUUUGGACCACUACAACCACCAUCAACGCCAGAACGCUCAAUAAAGCCAGACGAUGGUGCCACACCGCGUGUUGUUCCACCGACCAUCACCAUUGGUCUGUCACCGACUUCAAUGACCGGUAAACUUCGUAUGGCAGCUGCAGAACACGCUGCAACGCGACGCAUUGAGCAAAAUCCUGCCGCGAACAAUUCUGUUAUAUCUCGACCACAUACGACCAGUAUGAUCUCUUCCAGUCAAGCGAGACUGAUUGCGCCUAUUUCGCCCGAGCGUGCACAACGACCACUCUUCAGCGUGCCAGAUGUGCCAUCUGCACAAACACAAGCGACGCAGGGAGGCUCUGAUCUGGACAGGCCUGAGAGCAUUGACUCUGGAUUAGGCAAGACGCCACGUAGUAGUGAGGAUCUGCAUGGACAAGCUCCUCUUUCUGGUGAAGAGGCAUUGAAGCAACGGCUUGCCAAAUUGGAGGAACGCAACGAAGCUUUGGAACGUGUGCUGAUUGGUUUGCUCACACAACAGCUGAAUGGUAAAGAUGGUACGUUGCAAGACGUGGAAAGGCUGGAGCAGCAAACAUCAUCAACGCAAUUGGAUAUGGCACACGUGAGGCAGGCUCUUGGUCAGCUUUGAAAAGAUUGAAUACUGGACGUCGUUCAUCAUCUUGCAACCUUUAAUGUUUCUUCUUGUGGAACCAUAGUGAUCUUUACCUUUCCC